AUAUAACAGCUAAACGUGAGGUAGUGUUCUAACAAGCUAGCGUCAGCUAGCAAACCAUGUACGUUGGCUGGACAUAUUGUCUUUAGAAACAACGUUGACGUUCCUCUCGGAUACUUCCGCUGCCUCGUGGAUUCCCAUUACGCCUAGAAUUAAUCAGGUUUUAGAAUCAAUUCAGCGCUGAGUGCAAAAUGCCAAAGGACUGCAAUCAGCCCCCAAAUGAAGAAGAUAAGCCUACUGAUUCAGGAGACUCCGGGAAUGUUACAGACAAGACUGAUGCUCCUGAAGAGCUUGUACAGAAACGAAUGAGGAGAAACGCCCCAAGUCCCCACAGAAUUAAUCCUCAGUCAAGCCCUCCCAUGUUUGUAUCUGUUGAGGAGCUCAUGGAGACUGCCAAAGGAGUCACUAACAUGGCGCUUGCUCACGAGAUCGUAGUGAAUGGAACCUUCCAAGUGAAACCCCCUGAACCAGCUGAAGGAACCUUGGAAAAAAGAGUAAAAGACAUCAUGCACAAGGCAUUCUGGGAUAGUCUUGAAACACAGCUGAAUCAAGAUCCUCCAAUGUAUGAUCAUGCAAUCAAGCUGGUUGGAGAGAUCAAAGAGACACUGCUGUCGUUCCUCAUGCCGACACAGGGCCGUCUGCGGGGACAGAUAGAGGAAGUGCUGGAUCUGUCGCUCAUCCAGCAGCAGGCUGAGAAGGGAGCUCUGGACAUCGGCAGAGUGGCUCAGUUCAUCAUUGGCAUGAUGGGAGCCUUCUGCGCACCCAUGAGAGAUGAGGAUGUCAAGAAACUGCAUGACAUCACCGAUACUGUACCACUCUUGAAGGCUAUAUUUUUAGUUCUGGACAAAAUGAAGAUCGACAUGGCCAAUUUUGCCGUCAGAAGCAUCCGUCCACAGCUACUACAGCACUCCGUUGAGUAUGAGAGGAAGAAAUUUCAGGAGUUCCUUGAAAAACAGCCAAAUGCUUUGGAUUUUACCAGGAAAUGGCUUGAGGAUUCAGCAAAUGCACUGAGAAGUACAAGAGAGGAGCAAAGUGAUGUGGCAGGAGCAAGAUUCCCGAGCCUUCAGCCCCUAUCUGUACACAACCAUGCUUACUUGAGCCUGCUCAAGUGGGACCACUCUGCUUCCCCCUUCCCUGAGACAAUGCUCAUGGACCAGACCCGAUUCCAAGAGAUGCAGCUGGAAUUGGAGCAGAUCACCACAGUGGCAUCAGUGCUGUUGAUAGUAUACAAUAGCGCUGGAGAGGCCAUCUCGGGCCUGCCAGGCCUCAUGGACCGUCUGAAGAAUACUGUCAGAGUGCUGUUAGCUGAGAGGCAUACACCCUCAUUCAAUGCAGAGGAGGCCUUUGCAACCAUAGGGGAACGGAUGUGUGUGGAGCUGGAGGAAUGCUUGUCAAAGCAUGCUUUCUCUCCUUUCCCCAGCGACCGGCAAAAUGCUUUGAAAGGCCAGAUUGCUGCAGUCAACAGCCCUGACAACCCUAUUUUGAAGCUUAUAGACUCUCGCAUACAAACCUACCUGCUGGCUUUUUUGGAGUCCAGUCCCCACAGGAGUCCUGUAGCCUUGCCGGGGGGGCUUGCGCCCAUCAGUAAAGAGCUGGAAGAUAUUGUGGUCCGGCUUGGCCGUCUGGUAAACUUCAACAAGCUGGUCUACUCUCCUCACUACCAGGAUCUCCUACAGGACAUCUUGAAAGAUAAGGAAGAUGCUAAAGUUGAGACCUGAGUGUGAGCCCUUCACUUAUAUCUCAUUAGCUUGGCUUUCCCUUAAGUUAUACUGUAGGCAUGCAGUCCUGCCAGUGUGACAGCAAAAAUAUGAAAUAAAGAAACACUCCUGCAUUACCUACUCCUAACAUUUACUCUUGAUGUAUAAUGCACUCGCAACAAAAUGGACGGUUGGAAAUUAACCAUCCUUCUUCUUGUUUUUUUAAGGAUCUUUUGAAUUUUUGGGGGGAUUUUCUGGCGAAUAGAUUCGUAUUUGAUAGGAAGAGUUUUAAAAGGGGAGAAGAGGUAUUAGGUAUUGACUUUAUUGACUGGUGCCUUAGCGUGCUUUGCUGUUGCCAAUCUUCUGUUUAUUAUUGUCUUUCUAUGCCAUUAGAGAUAACACAAUUCACUAAAUGUUAUCAACUUGUAUGUGAAAUGCACCCACAGACUCUGAUGGUAUUCAUUAUUCCAGUAUUCCUGUUACUCUGUGCCCACCUCACAUUGUCUUUGUAAGUGUAUUUGUGGUCAGACUGUGCCGUAUUAUUGGGCUACUUGGAAAGACAUGCACAGCAUACGUAUUUAGGAUGGGAAUUAUUCUGUACAAGAACAUGACUUAGGCCAUGGGCAGAUGUAAUGAAUCAGUCAUAUUAUUUCGCCAAUCCUGUUGUCAAACUGGAAUGACUGAAAUGCUUGUGUUUAGGUCAACACAAGGUCAAAAUAUUUUAUCUUGACUUUUAAACCAUCUUUUAUACUCCUGGAGUGUAAUUCUGGAAUGUGUUGUUUUGCACUUGUUAUUUAUAGAUUAACCUUUUAUUAUUGAGUGAGCACUGUGUGCUACCUUUAUUUGACUAGUUUCUUAAUAUCGCCAUUCCCCAACAUUUAUCACUGCAAUAAUACAAACAUGGUAUUUAAACUGAACGCAUCAUCCAAAUAAAUAUGUCUGCAAAAGUUGUCUAAA
Alosa sapidissima (American shad) is the source of this 2651-nucleotide messenger RNA. It is a transcript of the gene tcp11l1, whose product is annotated as t-complex 11, testis-specific-like 1. Gene Ontology annotation, biological process: signal transduction. The record is from RefSeq and is a predicted model, not a curated record. The transcript has 10 exons. NCBI's taxonomy places the organism in Eukaryota, Metazoa, Chordata, Actinopteri, Clupeiformes, Clupeidae. Bases 189 to 1715 code for a protein of 508 amino acids.